AUGACAAGGUCUCGAAAGCGAGAUUGGCUCAAGAUGACGAUGGAGAAAGUGGUUCCGGCAUCCAUCGUGAAUCAUCUGACACCAAAACCGAGAGGACCUCUACUCCUCAUCAAAGAUGGAGCGAGAUUCUCCUCUCAACCUCCACUAGAAGGCGAUAAAAAGGAGUCCCAGAAGCCACAGGAAGCAGGGAAAUAUCCCCCCGAAACAUCGAUAGAGUGUCAUGAAUCUGGUUCCCACAGUCGCCCCGUUAAUACUACUCCAAAAUCAGCUGGCCAUAUCACCUGCGAAGGAUCCCGAACACCUCAAAUAGGAUUGGCAGAAGGACUACAGCUUACAUCGCCAACUGAGGACCCCGAAGCUUUACGAGCUAACAUGCAAAAGGAUAUCGAAAACGUUUUUAUUCUCGGGGGCGAUCCGGAUGAAGAAGGCUACGGGGUUGAGGUGGAAGCCGCUACCAUAAGUCAAUCGACAGACUUCAACAUCUUCUGGCUGAUCCCGCAGCACAUAAUGGCCAUCAAGUCAAUCUUAGGAAGCGUUUUGGUACCAUGGUUCACAUAUAACAGGGAUCUCAGUCUGAAGUUUCUUCCUCACGAUGAAGAAGAAAAACCUACUAGGUUGCCUUGUAACCCUCUUCGUGAAACUCUUUACCAGAUUUUACCGGAUUACUUCGACCGGGAUACCGUACGAGAUGAAAAGGUCAACGGAUUCUUGACUUACAUUAAAGCCCACGAAGGUCUCACGGCUCUAGACACCGAAUUCCCCACGGUCAAGGCAUCUGGACACGCAGAACUCCUUCUCCUCUCCUACUUCCGAAAACUGAAGUUAGCCGCUGGAUACCCACAUCCAUAUAUUGGAACAUCGAGACCACCGUGUUUCAUCUGCGAAGCCAUUAUCUUAUCGGAGCGACUUUGCUCCGUCAGUGUACAAAAAGGUCACGGUCAUGUUUAUGUUUCGAAGAUUCCCAAAGGUAUUCCCAGGGGCGACACCGAACUUGAUGAAGACUUUCAGGGUGUUGGCAAGCUUUAUAGUCGUGUUAAUAGCUUUACACAAGAUAUUUGUUGUGAGUUUUAUGAUUUAAAAAGUGGGAAGUUAGAGAGGAAGGAGGCGGAGGCGGAGGAGGAGGCGGAGGAGGAAGAAAACGAUACCGUGCAAAAUAACUGGAGCCGCCUCAUGGAUUAUAAACAGCCGUUUACUUUCCCUAGCUUUCAGAACAAAUCCUCCUUAGGCUUAUGA
Orbilia oligospora ATCC 24927 is the source of this 1233-nucleotide messenger RNA. RefSeq lists its product as uncharacterized. Bases 1 to 1233 code for a protein of 410 amino acids. NCBI's taxonomy places the organism in Eukaryota, Fungi, Ascomycota, Orbiliomycetes, Orbiliales, Orbiliaceae. The transcript has a single exon. The record is from RefSeq and is a predicted model, not a curated record.